GGGCCGUUUGAUUGUUCUUUCUCUUUGUUCCUUCUCUCUCCAUUAUUUCUUUGAUCGACUUUGUCUUCCCGUGAUGGCAGGUUAUCCUCCACGAGAUAAUGGUUGCUACCAGUGUGGGGCCCCUAAUAAUUGGAUUCGUGACUAUCCGCAGUGUGCGUUUUGGCCUGUUGCGACUGGGGCUAAUGCUAUCCCCACUAGCACUCCGAUCCUCGCUCUGCUGCCUGUGAAUAAUUCCUCGGCUGCCUCUUCGGCGGCUAACCGUGCUCCAGCUAGCUCUAACCAGCAUCAAUCUUCUUCUGUUGCUGCCUCCAAUCAUGGCCAGAAUCGUCCUAAUUGGUGGACUCGGAAUCAGGAGAAGCCGGACUUAUGUUACAGUAAGGUGAUGGAGGAUUGUGAAAAGGAGGCAAAAAAUAGGGAAGAGGAGCGUCUGAGGAUCGAAAGGGAGGAGGAGGGGAAGCGCUUGAAAUGGAAGGGAGAGUUGGAGAAGUUUGAAGCUGAUAUGGGCCUUUGUUUGGAGAAGAAGCUUGAUGAGCUUGGGGCCUUUAUCAAAGGGAAGAGUACUAGCGAAGUACCCUUGACAAAUGGCUCGGAGGACGAGUUAACUAAGUUAAGGCGUGAGAACGGUGACCUGAAGGCUAAGAUCAAUUCUUUUCUGAAUAAGUCUGGUGACGACAAGGUGAUGUAUCUACCACAGGAAAUUAUGGAAUUACGGAAGCAAGUCACUUCGAAGCAGGCUAGCGAGGACGCCAUCUUCGCGUUGAAGUUGGAGGUUAAUGAGAUGAAGCGAUUGUCAAAUUCUAAACUAGACCUGGAGAAGGAGGUGGCCAAUCUCAAGAAGGAGAUCAGUUCGUUACAAGGGCGGAAGGAUAGGGUGACUGCGGAGGCCAAUCAAUGGAAGGAUGAGGCUCUCCGGUCGGGCAAUAAGCGGGGUAGUGUUGCUGUCUGCACUCCGGAUGGACCGGCGCGUGGCACUCCGAAACCGCGCUGGACGGAUACUAUGCGGGAUGCGGAUAAAUGGCGGGAGGAGUAUCGAAAUCUUCGCAACCUCCACCAGUUGGCAAACGUCGAAGCUGAGGCUCUGAAGAAAAAACGUGCUGAAGCUGAAGCCAAACGCAUGGAAGUUGAGCUGCAGGUGAAAAAGCUUGAAGAGAAGAUGAGCAAACUCACUGCGAGUGGGGAGAAGGGUGGGAAAGGCGGAGGUACUAAUUUGAAGGAUCGCAUGGAGGAGGUUGCAUUGCGAUCGGCCCGUAAAGGAGUUAAAGUGACGCCGGGCAGACUUGCAGGUCGCUCCCCCAGCUCCGGUGCAUCUCAGGAGGUGGCCGAAGUUAAUGAUCAUGCUAGUUUCGUUGAUGGAGAGAAGAACAAACUUCGGCUAUUACGGAAGGCGGGUUUGGAACCCCUGUGUAAGGAGGCCGGUAUCAAGCUCGGCAGAUUCGAGGACACCAUAUGCGAGCUUGCGGAGUAUCGUGCCAAGAUCAGGUUGGGAUCCUCCUUUGGCGAGGGGGGCGAUGCCAAGGAAGCUUGCUCCUUCGUCGAGGUCGAUGAUGAUUCGUCCAAGGAGGUAUGUGAGCAUGUCACCGCAGUAACUGCAGGUGGGACAGCGCAAGCUGGUGCCCGUUCACACGAUCAUGAACUCCAAGCACCGCCAUGCAGACCGACGACUGGGGGUGAUGCCGCAGUUGCAGCUGAAGUCCAAGCACUUGAAUGCAGUCCGCAGACCAUGGGUGAAAGUGGGGGAACCUCCACACUUGCUCCAUUGGCAAGAGGUGGCGGUGUUAGGAGUGGGCAUGAAGCGGGGAGAGGACAAACUAGCCGCGGACAACCUGCCCGCGGACGUGCAGGAAGGGGCAGGGGCAAACGUCCUCAUCCACGAUUCGGGGAGGAGGAGACGAUGAAACUCAUACGCUGCUGGUACGAAGUCAAGGCUACUCACGACGAUGAUUCAGAAGCAUGGGGGGUGGCAAAACUGAAGCAGCGGUUGUGGCCUGACGUAGAGAAGCUGGUGAGGGAGGCCAGUUACGACCGAUCCGACGAGGAGUGUAAGAACUGGUGGCACUUCGUGCUUAACAACUACAGGGCUGUGAAGGAUCAUGAUAAGUGGUCCGGCAAGCAGAAGUACUUUACCAUGAACGAGACGGAAAGGAAGAGAUGGGUUUUGGAUUUCCUAAUGCGUAGAGAGUGGUACGAUUUUAUUGACCAGCACGAGAAGGACAAAGACGCGAUAAAUAUGAACGACAUCACAGAUCUCGGCGCUGAGACAGAGAAUGUGGGGGUGGGCGAUGGCGGAGCAGACAAAAGUGCCGAGGCAGGAAAAGGCGGUGAUGAUGGUGCGGGUUCAGGAACGUCGUCACAGCCGCAGGACAAUAGGACGAACACUGCAGGUCCUUCAGAUUGUGCAAGGUCCAAUGCAGUCCAGGGUAACAUGGCCGCAAAGCGUCGAAGGGGUGGUUCUAAUGCAAGGGAAGUGGCCAUGGGUGCAAUUUGCGGAGCAAUGCGUGACCACACCACUGCGCAGGUUAGGUCAGAUAAGGAGCACCAUGCGAUCAUGCGUGAAAUCUGCGAAAAGAAGAUUGCCGCACAAGAAAGAAUCGCCAAAAUGACGUGUGAGGCAAUGGAGAAGGACACGGCAGCUAGGGAUCUCAGAGCUGAGAGGAUGGCUACUGAAACCCGUGCAGGGUACUCUUUGCUCGCCGAUGUUAUCAAGAGUCUGGCAGACCGCAACGCAACUCAAUAGGGGGUUGCCAGCAUUGAAAAAGAACCUUUUAAGAUACUUCGUAGCAGCAAGUGCAACUAUCGGUCGGUUUAGGUAGCUCACAAAAGUUCGAUUUUUCUGCCUUCGUCUUCGCCAUCCUUUUUGUAUGUCUCAAGGACGUUAGUUAGUGACAUGUUUGGCCAUCGGUUUAGUGUCACCAUCGGUUGGUGACAUGGCCAUCGGUUUAGUGACAUGCCCUCUGGGAGGUUAGUUAGUGACAUGUUUGGCCAUCGGUUUAGUGUCACGAUCGGCUGGUGAUAUGGCCAUCGGUUUAGUGACAUGCCCGCUGGGCCGUUAGUUAGUGACAUGUUUGGCCAUGGGUUGUUUUGAAUCCAGAGGCAUCCGUGGGACAAUGGCCGUCAACAUGCCGCGCUGCUGUAACAAUCAAGACUCUGUAAAUAG
This is a messenger RNA of Chara braunii, 3154 nucleotides long. The record is from the annotation of a GenBank genome assembly. NCBI's taxonomy places the organism in Eukaryota, Viridiplantae, Streptophyta, Charophyceae, Charales, Characeae.